AAAUCUGAGUAUAAUACACUUUCUUUCUUCCAACUUUUACUCAGAUGAGUGUUUGUAGCGUGGUGGGCACUGAAGUUGACGAUUGUCUCCACCUGCUUCAACUUUCUAAAGCUUUUCUGAACCAUAUUACUUACUUACGAAGAAGAGAAUCAUGCUUAAAUCCUAGCCGUUGAAGUAGAAACCAGUUUAGUGCAGCUUCUUCUCUUGUUGAGUUGGUGAGUUGAAUACUUGAAUGAAGUGAAGUGAUCGUGUGUGUGUGUGUGUGUGUGUGAUGGAGAGUUACCUGAAUGAGAAUUUCGGCGAUGUGAAGGCCAAGAACUCAUCAGAGGAAGCGCUUCAGCGAUGGAGGAAGCUCUGUUGGCUUGUUAAGAAUCGCAAGAGGAGGUUUCGUUUCACUGCUAAUCUCUCCAAGCGAUUUGAAGCUGAAGCUAUCAGACGAUCCAAUCAGGAGAAAUUCAGAGUUGCAGUGUUGGUUUCACAAGCUGCACUUCAGUUUAUCCAUGGUCUAAGUUUGUCAAGUCAGUACACUGUACCGGAGGAAGUUAAAGCUGCAGGUUUUGAAAUUUGUGCGGAUGAGUCGGGAUCAAUUGUUGAUGGACGUGAUGUGAAGAAGUUAAAAAUUCAUGGCGGGGUUGAGGGUAUCACAAAUAAACUCCAAUCCUCAGUUAAUGAUGGGAUAUCAACAUCUGAGCACUUAUUAAACCAGAGAAAAGAAGUUUAUGGAAUUAAUAAAUUCACUGAAAGCCCAGUACGGGGAUUUUGGGUUUUUGUAUGGGAAGCUCUUCAAGAUACGACUCUCAUGAUACUUGCAGUAUGUGCCUUGGUUUCUUUGAUAGUUGGCCUAAUAAUGGAAGGAUGGCCCAAGGGUGCACAGGAUGGAAUUGGUAUUGUUGCAAGCAUAUUGCUUGUAGUGUUUGUCACUGCCACUAGUGAUUACAGACAAUCCUUGCAGUUUAAGGAUCUAGAUAGAGAAAAGAAAAAAAUUACAGUUCAAGUCACGCGAAAUGGCUUUAGACAGAAGCUUUCAAUAUAUGAUCUACUUCCUGGUGAUAUAGUCCAUCUUAAUAUUGGAGAUCAGGUCCCUGCUGAUGGGCUUUUUGUGUCUGGUUUCUCCGUGUUGAUAAAUGAAUCAAGUUUGACAGGAGAAAGUGAACCAGUGAAUGUCAGUGAACUUAAUCCUUUUCUUCUCUCAGGAACCAAAAUCCAGGAUGGAUCAUGCAAGAUGCUUGUUACUACCGUUGGAAUGAGGACCCAAUGGGGCAAACUAAUGGCUACUCUCAGUGAGGGGGGAGACGAUGAAACUCCCUUGCAGGUAAAACUCAAUGGUGUGGCUACCAUUAUUGGGAAAAUAGGCCUCUUUUUUGCUGUUGUGACAUUUUCUGUGUUGGUUCAAGGGCUAUUUAGCCGCAAGCUACAAGAAGGAUCCCAAUGGACAUGGUCUGGUGAUGAUGCUAUGGAAAUUGUGGAAUUCUUUGCCAUUGCUGUUACUAUUGUUGUUGUUGCUGUUCCUGAAGGUUUACCUUUAGCCGUAACAUUGAGCCUUGCUUUUGCCAUGAAAAAGAUGAUGAAUGAUAAGGCACUCGUCCGUAAUUUGGCUGCUUGUGAGACAAUGGGAUCCUCCACUACCAUCUGCAGUGACAAGACUGGUACACUAACCACCAACCAUAUGACUGUUGUAAAAGCUUGCAUAUGUGGGAAAAUUAAAGAAGUAAACCGCUCUUCCGUCUCUUCUGAUUUCUCAUCUGAUCUUCCUGAUUCUGCUCUGGCAAUUCUACUUGAGUCAAUAUUUAACAACACUGGAGGAGAAGUUGUCAAAAACAAAAACGAGAAGAUUGAGAUUCUGGGAUCACCAACUGAGACUGCAAUCUUAGAAUUUGGCCUGUCACUUGGUGGUGAUUUCAUCAAGGGACGACAAGUGGUAAAACUUGUGAAAGUUGAACCAUUUAAUUCUACAAAGAAAAGCAUGGGGGUAGUUCUACAGCUUCCUGAUGGUGGUUUCAGAGCACACUGCAAGGGUGCCUCUGAAAUAGUUCUAGCUGCAUGUGACAAAGUUGUGGACUCAAAUGGCGAGGUUGUUCCCCUUGAUGAGGACUCCAUCAAUCAACUGAAGGAUACAAUUGAAAAAUUUGCUGAUGAAGCUCUCCGAACCCUUUGCCUUGCUUACAUGGAUAUUCAAGACGAAUUUUUAGUUGGGAGUCCCAUUCCUACUAGUGGUUACACUUGUAUAGGAAUUGUGGGUAUUAAAGAUCCAGUUCGCCCUGGAGUUCGAGAGUCUGUCGCCAUUUGUAGGUCCGCUGGUAUUACUGUACGGAUGGUUACAGGGGACAACAUAAGUACUGCAAAGGCUAUUGCCAGAGAAUGUGGAAUUUUAACAGAUGGCAUAGCAAUUGAAGGCCCUGUGUUCCGUGAGAAGAGUGAGGAAGAACUGCAUGAUAUCAUUCCAAAACUUCAGGUGAUGGCUCGAUCUUCACCCAUGGAUAAGCAUACCCUGGUGAAACACUUGAGGACAACAUUUGAAGAGGUUGUUGCAGUUACUGGUGAUGGUACAAAUGACGCUCCAGCACUUCAUGAAGCAGACAUUGGACUUGCAAUGGGCAUUGCUGGAACUGAGGUAGCAAAAGAAAGUGCAGAUGUGAUCAUACUGGAUGAUAACUUUUCUACUAUUGUGACUGUGGCCAAAUGGGGCCGUUCAGUCUACAUUAACAUACAGAAAUUUGUGCAGUUCCAGCUAACUGUGAAUGUGGUUGCUUUGAUUGUCAACUUCUCUUCUGCCUGUUUAACUGGAAACGCUCCCCUCACUGCGGUUCAACUCCUAUGGGUCAACAUGAUUAUGGACACUCUUGGAGCACUUGCACUAGCCACUGAACCUCCUAAUGAUGACUUGAUGAAAAGAGCACCUGUUGGUAGGAAAGGAAACUUUAUCAGCAAUGUGAUGUGGAGGAAUAUCUUGGGACAGUCUAUUUAUCAAUUUGUUGUAAUCUGGUUCCUCCAGACAAGAGGAAAAGUAGCUUUUCAUCUUGAUGGCUCGGAUUCGGAUCUGAUAUUGAAUACACUAAUUUUCAACUCAUUCGUAUUCUGUCAGGUCUUCAAUGAGAUCAACUCCAGAGAUAUGGAGAAGAUAAAUGUUUUUGAAGGUAUACUGAAGAAUUACGUGUUCGUAGCUGUCCUCACUUGUACUGUUAUCUUCCAAAUCAUAAUAAUUGAAUUCUUGGGCACCUAUGCGAACACAUCUCCACUUAGUUUGAAGCAAUGGGUUGCUAGCGUUGUUUUUGGAGUCCUUGGCAUGCCAAUUGCAGCAGCUUUAAAGAUGAUCCCUGUGGGAUCUGUCUAAAAUCAGUUUUGACAAAUUAGGUACAUUCUUGCUUAUUUUUUGUUCUCAUACUUAAAUCAAGGGUCUUCUUUGCAUGCUCCUUGGCUCCUUGCCUCUUCAAAAAGAUGCCAAUUAAACCUAGAGUUCUUGGCGUGAAACUCAGCAUGCUUACAGAUUAGAGGCUGAAUUUGGUACUUGUUGCUGGUGUUGGAGGAUAAAACUAUGCAUUCUGCAUGAUUGUCAUCAAAUUUCAUAGUGAUUUAUUUAUAUAAACUAAAACCUUUUGUAUAUUAGAUGAGUUGGCAGUAUCCAGGUUGUAAUUCUGUGAAUUUGAAUGAUUUAUUUUAUUCUAUUAUUAUUUAUGAAAUCAUGUAUACAAAAGAUUCAA
Lotus japonicus is the source of this 3698-nucleotide messenger RNA. Its product is annotated as calcium-transporting ATPase 1. Gene Ontology annotation, cellular component: intracellular membrane-bounded organelle; membrane. Gene Ontology annotation, biological process: calcium ion transmembrane transport. The coding region runs from base 272 to 3331 and encodes 1019 amino acids. Gene Ontology annotation, molecular function: P-type calcium transporter activity; ATP binding; calmodulin binding. Lineage: Eukaryota; Viridiplantae; Streptophyta; Magnoliopsida; Fabales; Fabaceae. The transcript has 7 exons. The record is from RefSeq and is a predicted model, not a curated record.